AUGUUGACAUCAACUAUCAUCGUCUUCCUUGGAACUGUGGGCAUGGUGAGUACACUCCUGUGUAGAGCACGAAGACGAUAAGGCUAACUUCUACCAUUAGGCCCUCGCCGGCAACCCGAGAUCUCUCGCAGCUAGACAGGAUGUAAGCAGUCCCUCUCCCUGUCGUAGAUGGUAGAAACUAACAAACACGUACAGCAGGGAGUUCAGUGUAUCUGCAAUCAACACGGCUGGACAGACGCCAACAUCUAUACAAUCAACACACUUGCCCACUUCCUUCCGGACGUGGGAGUGUCUACUACUGUUGGCCCAAAAGACAAAGCUGAACUUGGAUGCUUCCAGGGGAGUACCAUUCAACUCUGGAAUGAUGUAAGUUGAUGCUUUCUAACCCGAAUGUAUAUUAUGAUACUGAUAGAUUUGUACAGGCUUCUACCGCACAGACUAUCAACAACAUGCAUUGGCAGAAAACCUGUGGACAGAAAUUUGGACCCGAUCGUACCUACAAUGUUGUUGUUAGGGGAGACAAGUGCAUUGUGAAAGAUUUCGGUUAA
Molecule: messenger RNA, 548 nt
Organism: Hymenoscyphus albidus
Lineage: Eukaryota; Fungi; Ascomycota; Leotiomycetes; Helotiales; Helotiaceae
Source: the annotation of a GenBank genome assembly